AGUGACGCCCUGUUUUUAAUCAUCAAUCUUUCAAUAUGUUUGCGUUUUUGUAUGGUAAUCCCAGCUUUUAUGUCCUAAUCGACACCCCUCUUAAGUCUAAGCGUGUUUUGCGAGUUUCUGCCGCUUGCUUUAAAUCAGUUGUAAGUUUUGAUCUCCCGUGAAGGUGGAGUUUUCUACUGCAUCACAUGCACUUGAUGCUGCUGCCGCGCUCAGCGCCGAGGCUAUUGUCCUGAAACCAGAAGGACAUCAGGAGCAGGAAGCUGCAGAAAGACGCAGCCAGCGUUUUGCGACAUUUUCACUCUGACUUUGAAAAAGCAGCGAAUUGCCAAGAAAGAUGCGUUCAACGCACAGGUGAAAGAACAGCGAACUUCUGCACAGCUGCAACUUUCUUUUAACCCCAUUUCUCGUGGAUUUGGUUGAUGUUUUCUUUUAGGUUGUAGUUUCAGAUAACCGAGAGAGACACCGCAGUUGUUGAAAUCUGUUUUGGGGAAGCGAUGUCUCGCAAGAAGGCAGCCAAAGGCAAAGCCCCUAACAGCAGCCCGUCAGCUGGCAGCCCAGGCGGGAAAGGCGUCGGGAAAGCUGCGAGGAGCAGCCCGAGCAUUGUUCAGAUGAACAGCGUGGUGCAUCCCAGCAGACCCUCCAUCAGCAGCAGCAACGAGUUUUAUGACAUCGCUUUCAAGGUUAUGCUUGUUGGUGACUCCGGAGUUGGGAAAACCUGUCUACUGGUCCGUUUCAAAGACGGGGCUUUCCUUGCCGGCAGCUUCAUCUCCACAGUGGGAAUCGACUUUAGGAACAAAGUGCUGACCAUUGAUGGAGUCAAGGUGAAGCUGCAGAUCUGGGACACAGCUGGACAGGAGCGCUUCCGCAGUGUCACACAUGCCUACUAUCGGGAUGCUCAUGCUCUGCUCUUGCUGUACGAUGUCACCAACAGAUCAUCUUUUGACAAUAUACAAGCAUGGCUGACUGAGAUCCAUGAAUAUGCCCAACAAGACGUGGUGCUCAUGCUGCUUGGAAAUAAGGCUGAUGCCACUCAUAACCGGGUGGUAAAGAGAGAAGAUGGUGAGAAGCUUGCUAAGGAGUUUGGUGUUCCUUUUAUGGAGACCAGCGCCAGGUCAGGACUGAAUGUAGAGCUGGCUUUCACUGCUGUGGCCAAGGAGCUGAAGCAUAGGUCCAUGAAGGAUCCCAGUGAAAAGUUUAAGCUGCAUGAGUACGUGAACAAGGAGAUGAAGGGCGCUGGCUGCUGCAGGACCUAAAUUGCUGAAAAUGUGUGUCCAUGUGCCGAUUAACCGUCAUUUUAAUGUUGGAAAUCAUUUCUGGACUUAUGAAGGAUGAUGAGUUGUCUCCAUAGUUGUAAAAUCUUCCUGACGUUAAGUUUCUCUUGUUUUAAUCCUUUAACAUUCUUCUACUCACCUAAUUGUUUCUUUAGCUAUGAAUGGAGACCAAGGUUAAAAUUGAACACAUAAGACAGAACAGCUUAGUUAGAUCCAUGUUAAAAAUUAACAUUCUUACUUCUCAAGGCAGUUGUACAGUCUUAGACUAAUUAUUUUUGUUCAAAUUAAUUUAUUCACAACAGGAUUCCUUUUUCUUUUGCGAAGAUGUUUAGUUGCAAGGCAGCUUAUUUCCCACAUGUCCUCAUUAUUUUUAUCUAUAUUGGCAGCUUUUGUUAGAAUGUUGUGGAUUAUUAAAUCUAGUUGUGUUUUGAUGUUUCUUCUGUACAUGUUUCAGUGACCAUAGGCGUCUUUUAGCAGGCUCCAGGGGGUCGGAUUGACUUACCAGCACUAUUUCAGAAUAUUUUGAUGAUUCAUAGGUGAAUAUUUGGGGAUAUGCAUCCUUUCAUCUCACAGUAAAAGCAAACUGUUGUUGCUAUUUUUGGUACAAAGUUACUGAUGAGAAGAGUUUGAAAAUUCCUCUGUGUAAAAAUGUUUAUCUUGCAUUGUUAACUUCUAUUUGUCAUUAUCUAAUGUACUUUUUUUUUUAUCUUAAGCCUAAUUGAGGUAGCACCGUGGAUAGUGGUUAGAUCUGUUGCCUCACAGCAAGAGCAUCUUGGACUCAAAUUUUAGCUGACAUCUUUCUUGUGGAGUUUGCAUGUUCUCCCUGUGCAUGCGUGGGUCCUCUCCAGGUACUACGGUAUUCCUCCCACAGUCCAGAAUCUUGCAUGCCAGGUUGACUCAAAUCACACAGAAAGUGAGUGUGUGAAAGAUUGUUUGUCUGACUUUUCAUAAGUGUUGGCUCUGUGAUUUGACGAUAUCUUGUCCAGCGUGCAACCCAGCAGUCGCCUGCUGACCAUUUGAGAAAGGCGCCUGCUGUGCCAUAACAAUGAAGUAGAGCAGAGAUAGGAGAUGAAUGGAUAAAACAAUUAAUGUUUAAAUACUGCUAUGUAAACUAUAGGUGUUAAAAUAUGUCAAGAAUGUUGGUUGUACAUACCUAUUUUUUCCAUAUUUGAAUAAUUAAUAAUAAACCUUAAUAGUACCUUAAAGGCACUUACGGUGGUGUUAUCUUACAUGUUGUAUUAGAAAUAGGGAUGUGCUGCUGAUCCAAGUCCCUGCAGGAACUAAACCUCCAUUACCUGUUGUUGGUCUACUGCCUGUGGUUUUGUCAGACAUGCAUGGAAACUCCCAAACAGCUCUGAUUGUAAGGAAGAGAGACUUGUACAGAAAUCAGCUGAAACAACUUCUCAUUAAAUUUGGUGACUUUAAAAGCAAAGCACCAAGUGUAUAUAGCAUUUUCUACAAGUUUUGGAGUUCAAAGUGAAAUAUCUUUUAAGCCAAAUUAUCAACAAGUCAAAUCAAAACAGAGCUGGCUUUAGAUUAGAAACAACUUCAUUACAAGAUCAUCAGAUAGGACAAGUUGUCUUAACAAUAAUUAGAAAUACAAACAAUCACAUCUUAGAUCACAUGUUGUUGGAAGGGUUUUUUUUAAGUGUGUUGAGGGUGCAUGCUGAUAAUAUCCUGCAAAGUGUCAAGAUGAACCAAAACAGCUGUUGCUAAAAAAAAAAAAAAAAAA
Molecule: messenger RNA, 3003 nt
Organism: Gambusia affinis (western mosquitofish)
Lineage: Eukaryota; Metazoa; Chordata; Actinopteri; Cyprinodontiformes; Poeciliidae
Product: ras-related protein Rab-26-like
Exons: 9
Coding region: 495-1253 (252 amino acids)
Cellular component (GO): endosome; Golgi apparatus
Molecular function (GO): GTP binding; GTPase activity
Source: RefSeq, a predicted model, not a curated record